Entelurus aequoreus (snake pipefish) is the source of this 3407-nucleotide messenger RNA. RefSeq names its product PHD finger protein 14 (gene phf14). NCBI's taxonomy places the organism in Eukaryota, Metazoa, Chordata, Actinopteri, Syngnathiformes, Syngnathidae. Gene Ontology annotation, biological process: regulation of transcription by RNA polymerase II. The transcript has 17 exons. The record is from RefSeq and is a predicted model, not a curated record. Bases 113 to 2710 code for a protein of 865 amino acids.
AUGGCAACGACAUCUGGUCGCUGUGACGUCACCGCCGCCGUGCUCGCCAUUGUGUCCAUGCGUUGCCGCUAGCGGGAGACCUGCCUCGUCCAUGUGGAAGUAGCAGCUACAAAUGGAGCGUGGUUCAAAACGUCGGCAGGUGAAACCUCUUGCUGCUUCUCUCCUGGAUGCCUUGGACUAUGACAGCUCCGAUGAUAGCGACUUUCAAGUUGGAGAUGCCUCAGGCUCAGACGGCACCGGCAACGGCAGUGACGAAGACGGUUCUAAAGCCAGCACCGCAGCUUCUGAAAGUGACUCCGACAAUGCGGCCUCUGCAGAAGACGGUGUUGAUGAGGAGGAUUCCAAAGACAACUUUACGGAGGACGAAGACAAGUCCAAACAGCAGAAUUCCUCAGACGGCUCCACCAAAGAUGCCGCUGUGGCCAGUCCGCCCAAAGGAAGACGAAAGAGCAAGAAGAUCACAGAGUCGGACUCGCAGUCAGCGCACGACAGUGUCUGCACGUCGGCGUCCGGGCCCGCCAGCGACAACGCAGAGGAACUGCAGGCCGAGCCCAAGAAAUGGAACUUUCGCAGGAACCGCCCGCUGCUGGACUUCACCAGCAUGGAAGAGCUGAACGAGAUGGACGACUACGACAGCGAGGACGACAAUGACUGGAGACCUACAGCGGGGAAGAAGAAGGGCAAAGCGGGGGCCCAAAAAGGGGGCACGGAGGAGGAGGCUGGUGGUAGCGCGAGCGAUGACGACGACGACGACGAUGAUGAUGAUAAUGACGAUGACGAGGAGGAGGAUGAUGACGAAGAGGACGAUGACAAGGAAGAUGGGGACGAGGAAAACAACAACAGUACCAGCGAGAGUGACGAGGUGAAGAAGCCCAAGAAAAAACCAAAGAGCAUAAACGCUUUUGAUGAAGAAUUGACAAAUGACAGCAUGUCCCAGGGGAAAUGUAACGAGGAUGCCUUGCUGGAUCGAUCCCAGACGUGGAGCACUCGACACAUCCUUAUCUGCUGUGUGUGCCUUGGAGACAGCAGCGGGGACGCAGAUGAGAUCAUUCAGUGCGACAAUUGUGGUGUCACCGUGCAUGAAGGGUGUUAUGGCGUGGAUGGGGAGAGUGACUCCAUCAUGAGCUCUGCAUCAGAGAACUCCACUGAGCCCUGGUUUUGUGAUGCCUGCAAGAAUGGAGUGAUGCCAAACUGCGAGCUUUGCCCCAACCAGGAUGGUAUCUUCAAAGAGACCGACGCAGGCAGAUGGGUGCAUGUGGUAUGUGCACUCUAUGUCCCUGGGGUAGCUUUUGGAGACAUAGACAAACUACGGCCAGUGACGCUCACGGAGAUGAAUUAUUCCAAAUAUGGGGCCAAGGAGUGCAGUUUCUGCGAGGACAGCCGCUUUGCCAGGACUGGUGUGUGCAUCAGCUGUGAUGCAGGAAUGUGUCGCUCCUACUUCCAUGUCACUUGUGCACAGAGAGAGGGGCUCCUGUCAGAAGCUGCUGCAGAAGAGGAUAUUGCGGAUCCAUUUUUUGCCUACUGCAAGCAGCAUGCUGACCGCUUUGAUCGGAAGUGGAAAAGAAAAAACUACCUGGCUUUACAGUCGUACUGUAAGGUCUCUCUGCAGGAGAGAGAGAAACAACUCACUCCUGAAGCUCAGGCCCGGAUCACGACGCGACUGCAACAAUACCGCACAAAAGCAGAACUGUCCAGGAACACUCGGCCCCAAGCGUGGGUGCCAAGGGAGAAGCUGCCCCGACCUCUGACCUCCAGUGCCUCAGCCAUCAGGAAGCUGAUGAGGAAGGCGGAGCUAAUGGGCAUCAGCACAGAUAUUUUCCCCGUAGAUCCAUCCGACACCAACGCUAGCCUGGACGGACGUCGCAAACACAAGCAGCCCGCCCUCACACCGGACUUUGUCAAUUACUACUUAGAGCGGAACAUGCGCAUGAUCCAGAUCCAGGACAACAUCUCCGAGCAGAAGGGUUUAAAAGACAAGCUGGAGAGCGAGCAAGACAAAUUGCACGUGGAGUACAACAGGCUGUGUGAGUCUCUGGAGGAGCUGCUAAAUGUCAACGGUGAUCUGCGCAGUGAAGGCCAGGCCAUGUGGACUCUCCUUGGGGACAUCCUGGGCCAGAAACUUAACACUCCAGCUGUUCUCAAAGCCCCCAAAGAGAGGAAGUCCAGCAAGAAAGAGGGGGAAACUCAAGGGAAGCCAUCCAGCCUGCCGGCAAUUCUCUACAGCUGUGGCAUCUGUAAAAAGAACCAAGACCAACAUCUGCUGGUGCUGUGUGACACCUGCAAACUCUACUAUCACUUAGGAUGCCUGGAACCGCCACUGACACGCAUGCCUAAGAAGACCAAGAACAGCUACUGGCAAUGCUCAGAGUGUGACCAAGCCAGCAGCGAUGAGGCGGACAUCGCCAUGGAGACACUACCUGAUGGUACCAAGAGAUCCAGGAGGCAGAUUAAAGGCCCAAUCAAAUUCAUCCCACAAGAGAUGUCACCAGAGCCCAAGAAGUCUCAAGUGAGGAGCUCAAGGACCAGAGGACAGAAGAGAAAGAGCAUCUCCAUGUGUGAGGACAGAGAAGACAGAAUGGAGGAACCACUGCCAAGGGAGCGCAGACAGCGCCAUGCGGCUGUGCUGAAAAAGCCCAAAGCAGAUGACAGCAGAACUGAGUGUACCACCUGUAAAGGUCCGGGUGACAAUGACAAUCUUGUGAGGUUGUGAGAGCCACGGCAGCCACCUCAGCCGUCCUCGGGGACGGAUGACCUUUGGCUUAGAGAGAGAGACAGACUUUGAGACAUUUGACUGUUGAGUCAGGAUGAAGACGGAGACCAACACCAAGACCUCACCCAAACUGGACCCACUGAGGUGUUAGAUCCACCCACCUGCUGAUACCCUCCAUUCUUACUGACAUUGAUCACGUUGUAUUGUUGUCAUGUUUACAUUUGGACCGCAUCAUCACCGAUCAAUACGGGUAUUGAUCGCAGCGUGUCAUUCUGGUGGUAGGAAAGGUGUUUGAUGUGAGGCCCUAACCACACCUUCUUUACCUUUGUGACCUCAGGGCCCGACUUGUAUGUCCCCUACAUACAGUGGACAUGAUACGGAACCAUGUUAGCACAUACAACAUGCCUUACUGUCUUUUAUUAUAAUAUCAUAUUGGCAUAUUCCUUCAUAAUAACAACAUUCCAACAAAAUAUAAUACGUGGUAGCCUUUUGCUGGGGGUUAGCAGCACUUUGGUCUUGAGUCUCUAACUGACUCCGAGUCGUGCAUAGAGAGAGUAUGGCCAAGUCUGGUUCAAUGUUGGUAGCAAACAUGGCGCCCUGGAGUCACGUCAGGGACUUUUGGACAUUUUAGAGAGAGUAUGGCCUCAGGAGGAGGUCCUGCUGGCCCCACUAUGGACUGGACUCUCACUAUUAUGUU